Molecule: messenger RNA, 549 nt
Organism: Penicillium digitatum Pd1
Lineage: Eukaryota; Fungi; Ascomycota; Eurotiomycetes; Eurotiales; Aspergillaceae
Source: RefSeq, a predicted model, not a curated record
AUGCUCGGAUUUUUGCCUGUCAGUCUACUGGCCAUUGCCUCAUUGGCAGCAGCACGCGAUCCCACAGUUUACCUCAUUCGACACGGAGAGAAACCCAGCGAUGGAGGAAAUGGAUUGAGUGCACAAGGACUCGAACGCGCACAAUGUCUUCGCGAGGUUUUCGGCAAGAAUUCCGAGUAUAACAUCACCCACAUCAUGGCGGAAACGCCUAAGAGCAAUGGCAAACGAGCCCGUCCGUAUGACACCGUUGAGCCGCUGGCUAAAGAUCUCGGCCUCACUGUUGAUACGUCUUGCGGUCGGGAUGACCCAGAUUGUGUGAAUGAUGUGGUUAGGGGAUACGAUGGAAAAGGCUUGGUUAAUAUACUGAUUUGCUGGGAGCACGUUGCACUGACGGAUAUUGCCGAGGCACUGGGAGUCGAGAAUGCACCGUUUUAUCCGGACGAUCGAUUCGACAUCAUUUGGACCCUCUCAGGCCCUUACAAAAGUAUCACAUCGGAAACCAGCGAGCAUUGCCCCGGUUUAGAUGACGAUGAGCAAAUGCCAAGAUAG